This is a messenger RNA of Penicilliopsis zonata CBS 506.65, 1343 nucleotides long. RefSeq lists its product as hypothetical. The record is from RefSeq and is a predicted model, not a curated record. The coding region runs from base 1 to 876 and encodes 291 amino acids. Lineage: Eukaryota; Fungi; Ascomycota; Eurotiomycetes; Eurotiales; Aspergillaceae. The transcript has 5 exons. Gene Ontology annotation, biological process: spermidine biosynthetic process. Gene Ontology annotation, molecular function: spermidine synthase activity. Gene Ontology annotation, cellular component: cytosol.
AUGAGCGAGAUUGUCCACCCCACUAUCAAGGAUGGCUGGUUCUCUGAGAAGUCCGACAUGUGGCCUGGCCAGGCCAUGAACCUCAAGGUCAACCAGAUCCUCCACCACGAGAAGUCCAAGUACCAGGAUGUUCUUGUUUUCGAGAGCAGCGACUACGGCACGGUUCUGGUCCUGGACAACGUUAUCCAAUGCACUGAGAGAGACGAGUUCUCCUACCAGGAGAUGAUCACCCACCUGGCCAUGAUGUCCCACCCCAACCCUAAGAAGGUCCUUGUCAUCGGUGGCGGUGACGGUGGUGUCCUGCGUGAGGUUGUCAAGCACGAGAGUGUCGAGGAGGCUGUCCUCUGCGACAUUGACGAGGCCGUCAUUCGUGUUUCCAAGAAGUACCUCCCGGGUAUGAGCAUCGGCUUCCAGCACCCCAACGCCAAGGUCCACGUCGGCGAUGGCUUCGAGUUCCUUAAGCACCACAAGAACGAGUUCGACGUUAUCAUCACCGAUAGCUCUGACCCGGAGGGUCCCGCCGAAUCUCUCUUCCAGAAGCCCUACUUUGAGCUUCUCAACGAGGCCCUCCGUGAAGGAGGUGUCAUUACUACCCAAGCUGAGAACCAAUGGCUCCACCUCUCCCUGAUUGCCAACCUCAAGAAGUCUUGCAAGGAAGUCUUCCCUGUCGCCGAAUACGCCUUCACCACCAUCCCCACCUACCCCUCCGGCCAGAUCGGCUUCAUGGUCUGCUGCAAGGACGCCACCCGCAACCUGCGUGUUCCCGUCCGCACCUGGACCCGCGAGGAGGAGGACCGCCUGUGCCGCUACUACAACAAGGAGGUCCACAGCGCGAGCUUCGUUCUCCCGAGCUUCGCCCGCAAGGCUCUUGAGUAAAUUCAGGAAAAAGAAUAUUCUAUAAAAGUCAAGCAUCCAUGUGUAGGGAUUAUAAGUAAUUUCUUUAGUCAAUGAACCAUGAUAUCCCUCUCGGAGACAAAUAUACGAUAGAUGAAAAAGAGCUUACUCCUAAAUUAUAUAUAAACCUUUUUUAACAAGUAUGAUUUUUUUUUUGCACAUAACAUCUAGAUCUAAUCAUUUAAGAAAAGGGCGUGUGUGCGCGUUAAAGAUACCGAAAAAAAAAGACGGCGGGGGAAAAAACAUAGUAGGAUCAUUAAUCAUAGGACAUGGUCCUAUUUUUCAUCAAAAAAUAUAGAAAAGAGGAGAAAAAAAAAGGAAGGAAGAGAAGACUGUUUACAGGAUCUGCUGGAAGGCGCGGUUGACCGGGGAGCGGACAGAGUGACCCUUGUAGAACUCGAUGGUGCUGAUGGCGCGCUUGGAGAUACCCUCAGGGGUGAACUCGAAGC